AUGACGACGUUGAACGAGCAAACAGCAAUUACACUUGAUGACGGACAGACAACCGAUCGAUCACAAGUAACGAGCAAAGACGUCGAGAUCAAGAGUGAUUCACCACGCAAGUUUGACAGGCUGCAUCUAAAGUUGGUUGUAGAAGAAACAGUUGAUCAGAGGCAAGUGAUAGUAGCAGCGCAGGAAGAUGAUAAUACAACUGGCGAUUCCGUCAAUCGAAAUCGUCGAGUCGUAGUAGAUAUUACUGGAGAACAAAAUCUGACAACUACGAACAUCAUCAACGAUAUCAAAAUGAACCAUGGUUCUAUUGUAGGAUACGCCGAAGAGCGUUUGUUGCCACUUUCGAAAGCAUGUGCUCCGCUGACCAACGUCAUCCCCGAUUUAUCGUUUUAUGUUCAAAUGGCACUCGACGAAACCUAG
Didymodactylos carnosus is the source of this 420-nucleotide messenger RNA. The record is from the annotation of a GenBank genome assembly. Lineage: Eukaryota; Metazoa; Rotifera; Eurotatoria; Philodinida; Philodinidae.